AUGUAUUUGGACAACAAAGAUGAUGGUGCCAUCUCCAGAAAAGUAGACAUGGAGUUGGCACAGGCCUCUGCCCCACACCAUGUGGAUUUGCUCAGAGAUGCAGUGGCAGAACCUAUUUCCAGUAAUUUCAGUGAGCUGAAGCUCUUAAAGGAGAUGGUGGCUGCCCAGGGAGAAGCUCAAAGCCCAUAUCUAAAUGGUGGACCGAAACCAGAGUGUUGCAUAACACUGGGGAAAGAUUGCAGCUCCUUCAACAUGCAAGGGAGGUACCAUUUCACUUUGCCCAAAUUCUUCAGUGCAAGAUCAAAAGAAAGCUGUUUGACAGAGAGGACGCCUCUACUGAAAGCUCCCACUGAAGAAAAUGGGUUAAAAUGCAUAGCUGUCCAUAAUGCAGAUUUCACCACAGAUGAUGAUUCCUGGGAAAACAGCUCUGCUGAAUUUGAGCAAAGGUCUCACCAGGGAAGUGAAAUGACCAGCCUGUCCAGAUCUGCUUCAUCCUCAGAGAAAUGUGAAAUGUUGGACAACUUGCAUGUCAAAUUCAAUUUAUCCAAGAUGAGAUGCUGCUUACGCAUCCUCAAGGUUUCUGGCCUGUUUAUCUUUGUAGUGCUAUGCUCUAUCUUACUUAGCAUCCAUCCUGAAAAUAGAACACCUUGGCAAAUGCUAGCUGUGUCCCCUGUGGAGAGCUACACUGUGAACUUGAGCAAAUUUCAUGAUUCUGCCCUUCUGAAGCUAGAAGUGGGAGGUCCUUUUGUAGCAGAACGGUCACCAGAAGACUAUGUUGUAAUUCAGAUCAGGCAAGUAGAAGACUCUGGGCCUAGACAAAGACGACAGCAACAGAUCUUAUACAACUGGAGCCUACCUUUAAAUCUGAGACAAAAUAAGCAAGUUAUUGUGUCUAGAACAUUUGAGAUGUCAAACAGAGAAGAAACUUCCAUAAGUAUCGAAGCUUUCCUUCAGGAAUCGGAAAUUGUUCCUCUUUCUGUGACAUAUCAAUAUCUUUAUGCAAAUGUAGAGACUCAAGUCACAAUUGCAUCCAUCAUUUUAGCAGGUGUUUAUGUGCUGAUCAUAUUUGAGAUUGUUCACAGAACAUUAGCAGCAAUGCUGGGCUCUCUGGCUGCCCUGGCUGCCCUAGCUGUGAUUGGUGAUAAGCCGAGCCUGGUCAAAGUAGUAGCAUGGAUAGAUUAUGAAACUCUGGCACUUUUGUUUGGAAUGAUGCUUUUAGUUGCCAUCUUCUCCGAAACUGGAUUUUUUGAUUAUUGUGCAGUAAAGGCUUACAGACUCUCCCGAGGCAGAGUGUGGGCCAUGAUUAUCAUUCUUUGCCUUAUUGCUGCAAUCCUGUCAGCCUUUUUGGAUAAUGUUACGACCAUGCUCCUCUUUACUCCAGUGACCAUAAGGUUAUGUGAGGUGCUUAAUCUCGAUCCCAGGCAUGUCCUGAUUGCUGAAGUAAUCUUCACAAACAUUGGAGGAGCUUCUACAGCUAUUGGGGAUCCACCAAAUGUGAUUAUUGUUUCAAACCAGGAGCUCAAGGAGGUGGGAGUGGAUUUUGCUGCAUUUACAGGACACAUGUUUCUUGGAAUUUCCCUUGUGCUUCUGGCUUCCAUUCCUUUUCUAAGGCUUCUCUAUUGGAACAAAAAGCUUUAUAACAAAGAACCUAGUGAAAUUGUUGAACUGAAACAUGAAAUCCAUGUUUGGAGAUUGACGGCCCAGCGAAUUAACCCAGCCAGCAGAGAGGAAACAGCUGUGAAGUGUCUCCUAAUGCAAAAAGUUCUUGCUCAAGAACUCUUGCUGAAGAAAAAGCUCAAAACAUUCCAUAGACAGAUCUCACAAGAAGAUAAAAACUGGGAAACAAAUAUUCAGGAGCUGCAAAAAACGCACAGAAUAACAGACAAGAUACUUCUUAUCAAAUGCCUGACUGUUUUAGGAUGUGUAAUCCUCAUGUUCUUUCUCAAUUCCUUUGUUCCAGGAAUUCACCUAGAUCUUGGGUGGAUUGCCAUGUUGGGAGCUAUGUGCCUGCUUGUGUUAGCCAACAUUCAUGAUUUUGAGAUGAUUCUGAAUAGAGUGGAAUGGGCAACACUCCUCUUCUUUGCAGCAUUGUUUGUUUUAAUGGAGGCUUUGGCUCAUCUUCAUUUAAUAGAAUACAUUGGAGAACAGACAGCUUUGUUAAUAAAGGUAGUGCCUGAAGAGCAGCGCUUGACAGUUGCUAUCAUUUUGGUCCUCUGGGUCUCUGCUCUGGCCUCAUCUUUAAUUGACAAUAUUCCAUUCACUGCCACAAUGAUCCCUGUACUUCUCAACCUGAGUCAAGAUCCUGAAGUUAACUUACCUGUAAAGCCGUUAAUCUUUUCAUUGGCCCUGGGUGCAUGUCUUGGAGGGAAUGGAACAUUGAUUGGAGCAUCUGCAAAUGUUGUCUGUGCUGGAAUUGCAGAACAACAUGGCUAUGGAUUCACCUUCAUGGAAUUUUUCAGGUUGGGUUUCCCCAUGAUGAUAAUGACCUGUAUCAUUGGAAUGUGCUAUCUCCUCAUUACACAUGUUGUAUUGGGUUGGACCUAAGAAUGUAAAUAUUAAUGAUAAAUACUGAAAACCAAAAGACACUUUGCAUCCUUGGCAGCCUCUCUUGUAUUUUUAAAAUACAAUAUGAAAUGCAAAGUGUGCUUUCUCUCUCUCUCUCUCCACACACACACACACACA
This is a messenger RNA of Varanus komodoensis (Komodo dragon), 2682 nucleotides long. It is a transcript of the gene OCA2, whose product is annotated as OCA2 melanosomal transmembrane protein. Gene Ontology annotation, biological process: transmembrane transport; melanocyte differentiation; melanin biosynthetic process. Gene Ontology annotation, cellular component: melanosome membrane. The transcript is spliced from 23 exons. Lineage: Eukaryota; Metazoa; Chordata; Lepidosauria; Squamata; Varanidae. The record is from RefSeq and is a predicted model, not a curated record. Bases 1 to 2544 code for a protein of 847 amino acids.